This is a messenger RNA of Hemibagrus wyckioides, 3052 nucleotides long. RefSeq names its product immunoglobin superfamily, member 21a (gene igsf21a). Gene Ontology annotation, biological process: heterophilic cell-cell adhesion; homophilic cell-cell adhesion. Lineage: Eukaryota; Metazoa; Chordata; Actinopteri; Siluriformes; Bagridae. The record is from RefSeq and is a predicted model, not a curated record. The transcript is spliced from 10 exons. Gene Ontology annotation, cellular component: adherens junction. Bases 284 to 1678 code for a protein of 464 amino acids.
UCUCUUCUCUACAUCAUCUCUCCAGUUCUCACCCCCCCCUCUACCGGUCUUCAUUCGCAUGUUAUUUGAACUUGCUGUUUCUCCUUCCUUCUCUUCUCAUCUCUUCGCUUCUCUUCUCCACCUCCCCCCCACCUCCCGGUUUAAGUUGGAGCGCGUGAUGAGCGCUCGGGUUGCAGCCGUAGCCGCCCGCGCGCCUCUGGAUCGGUGCAACGGAGCACGCGGACAGCAGCCGAGUCGGGCCGUGAUGUAAAACGCCAAUGGAGUUAGGGAUUUAUGACAGAACAUGGGGAAGAUGAGCGUCCUGUCGCUGUGUUUCCUCUUGUGCGCCGAUCUGCUGGAUUUAGCCUUCGGGUAUUUAACAGUCACAAUAGAGCCCUUACCACCUGUUGUUGUGGGAGAGACGGUGACGCUGAAGUGCAACUUCAAGACCGACGGCAGAUUGCGAGAGAUCGUUUGGUACAGGGUUACAGAUGGAGGCACAAUUAAACAGAAGAUUUUCACAUACGAUGCCAUGUUUAAUACCAACUAUUCCCACAUGGAGGACUACCGCAGGAGAGAAGACCUGGUGUAUCAGUCCACAGUUCGGCUCCCAGAAGUCCGAAUUUCAGACAACGGUCCUUACGAAUGCCACGUGGGCAUCUACGACCGGGCCACCCGGGAAAAAGUGGUCCUAGCAUCAGGGAAUGUCUUUCUCACGGUCAUGUCACCGCCCAACAACAUCUCAGUAGUAGCAGAGAACACACCGGCACCGUUCAGUCGCUACCAAGCCCAGAACCUCACUCUGAUCUGCACUGCCAAAGGAGGCAAACCUGCACCAUCGGUAUAUUUCAAGCGAGAUGGCGAGCUGAUUGAAGUGAUCUCCUAUGUCUCACCCACGGCAGCCGAUGAAGGAGGAGGUUCAGCAGGAGUCCGCAGGGCAAGGCCUCUGAUCAGCAGGGAUAUGGAUGAUACCAAAAUGCAGAAAUCACGGUCUCUGCUUGGACGCCUCUACACAGAGAGUCCGAGACGGAGCUAUGCGGCCCGGCAGGCCCGUUACGAGACCAGUCCAGCUACAGAGGCUAUCCCGGAGACGGUGGUGAGCCGUGAGUUCCCACAUUGGGUGCAGAGCGCCGACCCGGCCUAUUUCUUCAGCAACGCCCACCUCCCACAGAGCGAUGGUUCUGUGACCGUUCAAGCCAAGCUCACGUGGACCCUGAACCCUCAAAUGGACAAUGAUGCCCUGUUCAGCUGUGAGGUUAAACACCCAGCCCUCUCCAUGCCUAUGCAGACUGAGGUCACUUUGGCGGCUCCUAAAGGCCCCAAGCUCACCAUGACCCCUGCCAGGGCGAAGGUAGGAGACACGGUGCGCAUCACAGUGCAAGGAUUCCAGAAUGAGGUGUUCCCCGAGCCGCUGUUUACCUGGACGCGAGUGGGAGGACGUCUGCUGGACGGCAGCAGUGAGAGGGAAGGGAGGGAGCUGGUGCUGGAGCGAGUGCCUGCAGAACUCAACGGGUCCAUGUACCGCUGUACAGCACAGAACCCACUGGGUUCUACUGAUACACACACACGCCUCAUCGUUUUCGAAAACCCAAGCAUGAUGAAACACACACAGAAUCAAAACAAUGGGGGUCCAAGUUUGCACGCGUCCGGACUGAUAUGGCUGCCCCUCGUCCUUGUACUGACUAUCAAACUGAAAUGAGCAUUCGAAUUAAAAACAAUAAGAGGAAAAAAAUAAAUAAAAAAAUAAAACUGCCCACACCCACGUGUCCCUCCACGCUGACCAAGCACACACACUUUCCCACCCUGGCACACUUUGAGACUGUCUUCGGAGGACAUCUGCAACAUUGCCAGGAGGUGCCACGUUCUCUCUCCUUGGGUUUUUUUUGUUCUGUUUUAUUUGUUUUGUAAGAACCUGAUGACGACAUCCGUGGUUACAACUAUAAAAAGCAAAAGAUAUUCCUAAUAGAAGAAGAAGAAGCUCCACCUUCUGUGUUGUCCAUGCUGCGUUUUCGUGUCUCAUCUUAGCCUGUCAAUCAAAAAAAAAAAAAAAAAAAAAAAGAAACAAACCCGGGCUUCGUUCUUCUUUCUGCUGAACUCAUGAUGUCACGGUGGUUGUGGUGGACGGCGAUGCGGACAGGAAAAGACUUAAAAACUGUAAUCGCUGCUCCGCUCGUACAACUACACUGCACUCGAGCACAAACAUCCUCCUUUUGGACGCCUCCUCUUUUUUUUUUUUUUUUUUUUUUUCAUUUUAGCACAGUAUUUUUCCCAUUCUUUUUUCUUUUUUCUUGAAUGGCUCAUGGCUGGAAUGUAUAAAAAAAAAAAAAAAAAGACUCAUAAAAUAAGUCCUGUGAACUGGUGAGAUUUUAUUUGAGAAGUAAAACAGAAGACCCUCUUUUUAAAUGUAUUUUGUGUACAUCCGUGUAAAUACUGAGAGGUAUAUUAAAAAAUAAAAAUAAAAAAAAAAAAAUACAGAAAUUCAGAGAUAUAAAGGGGGUUGAGGGGUGAUGGGUGGGAGAUUAGCAAAGCUUUAUUGCUUACACAUGUUUGGUCAUCCCCAGUUCAGUAACACCAUCAUUGAGGAAUCAUAACCAAGGAAUGGACAGUAAAGAAAAAAGAAAAAAAGAAUGACAGAAAGAAAGAAUUGACUAAAUAGACUUCCCUUGUUCUGAUUUAAUGCUCCCUCAAACCUGUGAUGGCAGGCUUGAAAUAAGAGGAAAACACAUCCUUAACAUAGUGUACGUCUGCCUCUCUUCUCCAGGUUGUGGUGCAUGUGACGUUCGGCGAUUUUCUCCUCCUCUGCGUCUGUUACGGUGGCGGCAUCACGGUGUCGCCUCUCUCCGCUCUCAUCCACCUGUUCUCUUCCUUCCCCCCCUUUUCUUGUUGCAUAAUAUAUUCAGUGACCUGCAUCGUGUACAGUAUGUAACUCUCUCCUAACAGCUACUGCUAGGAUCAUGUUAUUCACCGUUUCUCCCCCAUCCUCCCAUUCCUCUGUUCCUCAAAAGGAGUGUAAACAGGGUUGUUGUAUUUGUUUCAUAUCACCUGUAUUAAAACAUGGAGAUGAUCAACUCAA